UGAGGUGGGGCCUGACGCCACACUCGCCGUGUAAGCUACUGUUGAGAUUCCGAUGCUAACCGACUUUAGCCUGCUUGCUAACAUGUAAAAUGGCAAAAUCAGCGCUCCCGCGGAUCCGCGGGCUUUAGUAACGUUUCUUCUCCCGCACAGGAUUGUUGGAGGGCUCGUGUGGAUGUUUUCCGCUGCGUGUGUCCCCGUUACAGCAGCCAGGACAUGGCCAGUUAGUUAGCCAGACCCCAGCUAGCCAGUCCGCCCGGAGCAGGCUUCAUCACCGGGGACCGUCGGAGCCGGAUGCUGUGGCUGCCAUGAGUCCCGGAGGCUGCCCGCAUGUCAGCGGCUUCAAAGUGGACAACUGGAAGCAGAACCUGAGGGUGAUAUAUCAGUGCUUCGUGUGGAGCGGCUCAGCCGAGACCAGAAAACGGAAGGCCAAGUCAUGCAUCUGUCACAUGUGUGGCGCUCACCUCAACAGACUCCACUCCUGCCUCUACUGCGUCUUCUUCGCCUGCUUUGCCAAAAAACACAUCCAUGAACACGCCAAGAGCAAAAGACAUAACCUGGCUAUUGACCUGCUGUAUGGAGGAAUUUACUGCUUUAUGUGCCAAGACUACGUUUAUGACAAAGAUAUGGAACAGAUUGCCAAAGAGGAACAACGGAAAGCCUGGAAAAUGCAAGGCAUCGGGGAGAAAUAUUCAACAUGGGAGCCGACCAAGAGAGAGCUGGAGCUGCUCCGCUACAACCCCAAGAGGAGGAGAAUCACCUCCAACUGUACCAUCGGCCUGCGCGGUCUGAUCAACCUGGGGAACACGUGCUUCAUGAACUGCAUUGUGCAGGCGCUGACGCACACGCCGCUGCUGCGUGACUUCUUCCUGUCGGACCGACACAAAUGCGAGAUGCAGAGCAACUCCUGCCUGGUGUGCGAGAUGUCGCAGCUCUUCCAGGAGUUCUACUCAGGCCAUCGGUCGCCCCACGUCCCGUUCCGUCUGCUCCACCUGGUGUGGACUCAUGCCCGUCACCUGGCCGGUUACGAGCAGCAGGAUGCCCACGAGUUCCUCAUCGCAGCGCUGGACGUCCUGCACAGACACUGCAAAGACGACAACGGAAAGAAGGCCAACAACCCGAACCACUGUAACUGCAUCAUUGACCUCUUCACAGGAGGCCUGCAGUCUGAUGCUCACCUGUCAAGUUUUGUCUGUGAUGGCGUUUCAACAACCAUAGACCCGGUUCUGGGACAUCAGCCUGACCUGCCGGGCUCGUCCACCCCAUUCUGGCCCCUCAGUCCUGGAGGAGACGGAUCAGCACUUAACGGCGAGAGCCACAGUGGCGCCACAACACUCACAGACUGUCUGCGCAGGUUCACCAGACCAGAGCACCUUGGCAGCAGUGCAAAAAUCAAGUGUAGUGGUUGCCAUAGUUACCAGGAGUCCACCAAGCAGCUGACCAUGAAGAAGCUGCCCAUCGUGGCGUGCUUUCACCUCAAACGGUUUGAACACUCUGCCAAACUACGGCGGAAGAUCACAACCUACGUCUCGUUUCCUCUGGAGCUGGAUAUGACCCCCUUCAUGGCCUCCAGUAAAGAGAGCAGGAUGAACGGUCAGUACCAACAGACUCUGGACCCCUUCAACAAUGACAACAAGUAUAGUCUGUUUGCAGUGGUGAACCACCAGGGGACGCUAGAGAGCGGCCAUUACACCACCUUUAUCCGCCAGCACAAAGACCAGUGGUUCAAAUGUGAUGACGCAAUUAUCACCAAGGCGAGCAUCAAGGACGUCCUCGACAGUGAAGGGUACCUUUUGUUUUAUCACAAACAGUUCCUGGAGUACGAGUAGGUUCCUCGUGUGUGCACGGGAUCGGUCACAUGACGGAAAGGUAACGGACCGACUGAGAAGCAACGACACAGAAACACAGUCCUACCUGAACUCUGUAAGUGUGAAUGCUUGUCGCAACCAAAAUGCAACAUUGUAAUCUUCAUCCAGCAUUCAUUGUGGAAGAAAGAAGCGACCGCUCUGAAGGAAUAAUGUUCUUGGAUCAACUCCCCAAAUCACUGGAAUUCAUGUGAAUGAGAC
Messenger RNA from Thalassophryne amazonica, 2063 nucleotides. Its product is annotated as ubiquitin carboxyl-terminal hydrolase 22-like. Lineage: Eukaryota; Metazoa; Chordata; Actinopteri; Batrachoidiformes; Batrachoididae. Gene Ontology annotation, molecular function: cysteine-type deubiquitinase activity; zinc ion binding. Gene Ontology annotation, biological process: protein deubiquitination. The record is from RefSeq and is a predicted model, not a curated record.